AGAAGUCACAAGUUUCCCUUGCAAAUUAUAAGUUCGUUUUUUAAGCGGAGAUAAGAAAAUGUCUAACAACAGUCAGAACCUGAGUUUCAACGCUGGCCAAGCUAAAGGCCAAACCCAGGAGAAGGCAAGCAACCUGAUGGACAAGACCUCCAAUGCUGCCCAAUCCGCCAAGGAAUCUUUGUCAGAGGGUGGACAGCAGCUGAAGCAGAAAGCACAGGGUGCCACUGAGGCCAUUAAGGAAAAGACGGGAUUGAACAAAUGAGAAAGUUCAGUUUCAAAAAAAAACAAAUGAGAAAGCACGUUCCUAAUAAUAAUUUACUUUUUUAUUCCUACCAUACUACUACUACUACUAAUAAUUAGAUAGGUUUAUCUAUCUAAAGCCUAAGGAUUUCAAACGAAGCCAUUUAGGUAAAAUCUUUUCUGAAUUUUCUAAGUAUAUAGAAUAUCUAUCCAAGGGUUGUUGACUCUUAUCUUUUGAUUAAUAUGUAGCCUUGCAGUUAUUUGAUAUUUAUAUAUGUAAUAAAAAUAUGUGAUGAACGUAUAUUGGAACACA
Molecule: messenger RNA, 553 nt
Organism: Brassica oleracea var. oleracea
Lineage: Eukaryota; Viridiplantae; Streptophyta; Magnoliopsida; Brassicales; Brassicaceae
Product: late embryogenesis abundant protein 2-like
Exons: 3
Coding region: 59-262 (67 amino acids)
Source: RefSeq, a predicted model, not a curated record